Messenger RNA from Nestor notabilis (Kea), 1652 nucleotides. RefSeq names its product plasma membrane calcium-transporting ATPase 1. The record is from RefSeq and is a predicted model, not a curated record. The transcript is spliced from 2 exons. Lineage: Eukaryota; Metazoa; Chordata; Aves; Psittaciformes; Psittacidae. The annotation marks the transcript as partial. Gene Ontology annotation, molecular function: P-type calcium transporter activity.
UUGAUUUCAACAAUUCCGACCAGCCGCCUGAAAUUCCUUAAAGAAGCUGGUCAUGGAACACAAAAGGAAGAGAUUCCUGAAGAAGAACUAGCAGAAGACGUAGAGGAGAUUGAUCAUGCUGAGAGGGAAUUACGUCGUGGUCAGAUCUUGUGGUUUAGGGGCCUAAACAGGAUACAAACUCAGAUCCGAGUGGUGAAUGCAUUUCGUAGCUCCUUGUACGAGGGGCUAGAGAAACCUGAGACACGAAGUUCAAUUCACAAUUUUAUGACGCAUCCUGAGUUUAGAAUAGAAGACUCCGAGCCUCAUAUUCCCCUUAUUGAUGAUACUGAUGCUGAAGAUGAUGCUCCAACAAAACGCAACUCUACUCCCCCACCCUCUCCCAAUAAAAAUAACAAUGCGGUUGACAGUGGAAUUCACCUUACAACAGACAUGAACAAGUCUGCUACCUCUUCAUCCCCAGGGAGCCCGCUACAUAGUUUGGAAACAUCACUCUGAUUGUAAGCUGAAUGUUAACACACUAGCUGCAUUGUAAAGAAAUUGAAACUGGGUCUCUUCACACAUUAUGAUGGACAAGAUGAUAUUCUUGUCUCGGACUUCAACAGAAGACACACUUGUACGAAUGUAGAUUUAUUUUUUUAAAAAACAAAAGCUUUCUGCCAGACUGGAGGGUGCUUUUCUGGGGGUGGGAGUAAUAAUGAACUCUGACAGAUAAACAGUAACUCAGCAUAAGUGACUUGUGGAUCAUCUGUUGUACUUAAGAAUGGUCCUGAACAGUGUGUUAGCAGAGCUUUAGUUUAUCAUGAUCCUUUUCUGAGGGGAAGACUGGGAAGGGCAAGAAGGCCCUGGAUCGUUGAAUUGAUACUUUAAUUUCUGCUGUUGGCUGUUAAUAAUUUGGAUUAUUUAUGUUUAUAAAUGAUACAGAUCUGUUUACAAGGUUUGUAGAUACUUUUUUGUUCCUGUUCAUAGAUGGGAAGCUUCCUUAUAAAUGAUGCAGAGAAAAAAUAAAAAAACAAAACAAAAAAACUAGUCCUUCAAAUACUGCUGUAUUUUCAGGAAAAGGGUGUUUCUAUUGAAACUGUACUAAAUUUUGCCUGCAAUUUACCUUGUUAAAUAUUGUAGAUAAAUUGCUACUACUAAUAGCCAAAUAGACAACACUAAUGCUUUGUAAAAACAUGAGCAGUGGUGUUCUAAUGAAGUUAUGGCCUCUGUCCUAAUUAGUUUCUUAAAUACAUUUACUACUUAAUGGUUUUGAAACAAUUGUUUAAUUUUUAAAAAUUUUGAGAAACAUACUGAAUAACUUUUGUUCAGAACUUAGUAGGAUUGUUUAAUGCAGGACAUCAAUAUGUGAUGGAACUUGCUUGAAAUAUUUCUGUUAUCUCGGGCAAAAUGGAUUAAAUCAAAAUACAUCAGAAUCUUAGUCCUUUGUUUUUGUCUAAACAUGUUAGUUUAGUGCUGUCUUGGUGAACUGUGAGUGGAACUGUGAUUUUUAUUUUAUUUUAUUUUUUUUCUAAUCUAUAGAAUCCUUCAUGCAGCAUGAGGGCUGUUGGCAUUUUGAAAGGUUGUUAGUGGGUAGCAUACAUGUUCUCCUUUUUGUUUUUGAAACUUGUUUGUAAACAUGAAUAAAUCUGCCCUUUUGUUAAAAUAAAAUUGCA